Messenger RNA from Malus domestica (apple), 909 nucleotides. RefSeq lists its product as uncharacterized. Gene Ontology annotation, molecular function: nucleic acid binding; RNA-DNA hybrid ribonuclease activity. Lineage: Eukaryota; Viridiplantae; Streptophyta; Magnoliopsida; Rosales; Rosaceae. The record is from RefSeq and is a predicted model, not a curated record.
AUGAGGGUGGACAACGUUUGUGGUGUAUGUGGUGCGGCGGAUGAAUCGGAAACUCAUCUCUUCUUUCGCUGUCACCUUAGUCACCUGUUCUGGUACUCAUCAUCGCUUCAGUUAAACUCCCUUGAGCUGGCAGGUGCUGAUUUCCUUUCUAACUGGGAGUCAUUCUGGACUCGGGUCAAGGGGAGGGAUCACGCGGAGGGUAUCAUGCAGGAAUUUGCCUUUGGAUUAUGGAGACUAUGGAAAAACAGGAAUGAGGUGGUCUUCAAUGGUGUGCAUCGGCAGCCUUUGGAGAUCCUGGAUUCCUGGAGAAGGAACAUCGCUGAAUUCAAUGAAGCUACGCUAUGUCAGACUGCGGGAGUCCAGGCUAGGGGACGACCGAGGACAUCUUCGCUGGAACGCGGGGUCUGUCGGUGGGUGAAGCCGGCGUUUGGGACUCUCAAAGUUAACACAGAUGCCUCGUGGUGUGGGAAAUCGUUCCGGACCAGGGUGGGAUGGGUUUGUCGGGAUUUUGCCGGUCUGCUUCAUGGCGCGGGGGGCUCCGGAGCUGAGCUGUACCACUCCGCGGCGGCUGGGGAAGCGGCUGCAAUCAGGACAGCUCUUAUGGCUUGCAUCGACUACGGGUACGAUAAUGUUAUUAUUGAAUCUAAUGCCAAAGUGAUUAUUCAGAUGAUUAGACAUGAACUGGUUUUUGAUUUCAGUCUUGAAUGUAUUCUUGGUGAUAUUGAGGUACUAGCGCGUAGGUUGAGGUCUGUUUCGUUCUCUGCCGUGCCUAGGGAGAGCAAUGUUGCUGCUCACUCGGUUGCUAAGUUUGUGUUUAAGGAGGGUCGUAAAUUUGGGUGGGACUAUAUUGGGCCUGAAUUUUUGUUUAACAUCCUAGCCCAGGAUGUAAAUCUCCCUAUUAGAAUCUAA